GGACAGGUAACAGGUAAACCUACCUGGUGACGGUGAAGUAUCCCAUUCUCUCCUCUCUUUGCGGAAUAGAAGCUGUCCUCAUAUUUCAUAGCGACCCUUUUGUCUGUCCAACUUCAUUACAACAGGGCAUCAGCACACGCACGACAGGAUGGUGAGCCACCCAGAGUUUGAGCGCGCGGGCAAGCAGAGCGGGCUGCAGGUGUGGCGGGUGGAGGACAUGGACUUGGUGCCGGUGCCGCCGUCCAAGUACGGAUCGUUCUACAGCGGCGACGCCUACCUGGUCCUCAAAACGGUCAAACAAAGGAGCGCAGGCCUGCAGUACGACUUGCACUUCUGGCAAGGGAAGGACUGCUCCCAGGAUGAAAGUGGGUCUGCAGCCAUCUUUGUAGUUCAGAUGGACGACUACCUGGGAGGGAGACCAGUCCAGUACCGAGAUAUCCAGGGCCACGAGUCCAGCACCUUCACCGGCUAUUUCAAGAGUGGACUCCAGUACUUGAGCGGGGGCGUGGCUUCGGGGUUCCGCCAUGUGGAGACCAAUGAUGUUGACGUCCAGAGGCUGAUGCAGGUCAAAGGUCGGCGUGUGGUCAGGGCGACCCAGGUGCCAGUGAGCUGGGAGAGCUUCAACCAAGGAGACUGUUUCAUUCUGGACCUGGGAGAGGUGAUUGUCCAGUGGUGCGGUUCCCAAAGCAACCGAUUUGAGAGGCUGAAGGCCACUAUCGUCUCCAAGGGUAUCCGUGACAACGAGCGUUGUGGGCGUGCUGAGUUGCAGAUCUGUGACGAAGGGUCGGAAACUUGCCACAUGCUGGAGAUCUUGGGGGAGAAGCCAGACCUGCCAGAGUCUCAAGUAGAAGACACCAAAACAGACUCCUCCAACAGAAAACUAGCCAAGCUGUACAAGGUCUCCAAUGCCGGUGGUGAAUUGGAGGUAACCACGGUAUCGGAGGAGAAUCCAUUUUCCCAGCAGGCCCUCCAGUCCAGCGAAUGCUACCUCCUCGACAAUGGUUCCAACGGAACCAUUUUCAUCUGGAAAGGGAGAGAGUCCAACACUGCUGAACGCCAUGCUGUGCUAGACAUCUCCCAACAGUUCAUCACCAAGAUGGGCUAUCCAACUCACACACAGGUCCAGAUCCUACCAGAGCAGGGUGAGACCCCGCUUUUCAAGCAGUUCUUCAAGACCUGGCGCACCCCAGAGGACACCGUCGGCAUGGGAACCGGCUAUGUGUCUAAUCAUAUCGCAAAAAUCGAGAAGGUACCAUUUGAUGCUUCUGAGCUCCACCAAUCAAAUGCCAUGGCUGCCCAGCACGGCAUGGUUGAUAGAGGAGAUGGAGACAAACAGAUCUGGCGUAUGGAGGUUUCUGAUAAGGUUCUGGUGGACGAGUCUCUUCAUGGCCAGUUCUACGGAGGAGACAGUUACAUCAUCCUGUACAACUACCAGCACCAGGGCCGCCAGGGACAAAUUAUCUACAUCUGGCAGGGGGCGGAGUCUAGUCAGGAUGAAGUGGGAGCGUCCGCCAUCUUGGCUAUGCAGCUGGACGACGAGCUUGGAGGAGGAGCUGUGCAGGUCCGUGUGAUCCAGGGCAAAGAGCCCGCCCAUCUCAUCAGCCUGUUUGGUGGAAAGCCAAUGGUGGUGUACCGCGGAGGCACCUCCAGAGAUGGCGGCCAAUCAGAGGCAGCAGACAACCGCCUGUUCCAGGUGCGAGCCAAUCCGGCCGGCUGUAGCCGAGCGGUGGAGGUGGAGCCUGUCUCCUCCAACCUGAACUCCAGUGAUACGUUCCUGCUGCUGAGUUCAGGUGGCAGCUGGGUGUGGCAGGGACAGGGGAGUGUUCCAGAGGAGGCCGAGGGAGCCAAUCAGGUGGCUGCCCUGCUUGGCUGCUCCGCCUCUAUCGUGUCUGAGGGGGACGAGUCCGAUAAUUUCUGGGAUGCGCUGGGAGGGAAGGCAGAGUACUGUACAUCACCAAGGCUGAAGGACCAGAUGGACUCACACCCACCUCGCCUUUUCGCCUGCUCCAACAAGACCGGAAACUUCCUGAUCGAGGAGGUCCCAGGGGAAAUGACCCAAGAAGACCUGGCUCCUGAUGACGUCAUGCUCCUGGACGCCUGGGACCAGGUGUUCGUCUGGAUCGGCAGCGAGGCUCAGCCUGAGGAGAAGACCGAGGCCAUGGCUUCAGCUGCCACCUACAUCCAGACAGACCCGUCCAACAGAGACCCCCGCACCCCAGUGACACAGGUCAAGCAAGGAUUUGAACCCCCAACCUUUACUGGCUGGUUUCUGGGAUGGGACUUUGAAUACUGGACCAGUGACCCAUUGGAAAGGGCUAUGGAAGGCCUUCACAUCUGAAACCACAGACUAGUUUCCUGUUGUUCUUAUGGGAUCUUUCAGAGACUGGAACAUCUUGUGUUCUUCUUUGCUGUUAUUUUUGGUCAGUUUAUAAUUUAGUCCAUCCAGUUUAUACCUUUUUUUUUUAACAAAGAAAAGUAAUGUUGUUUCAGACGGUUAGCAUAGCAUAACAAAGAGCAUAGUGUUUCUUAAAGGCUA
Molecule: messenger RNA, 2536 nt
Organism: Gadus macrocephalus (Pacific cod)
Lineage: Eukaryota; Metazoa; Chordata; Actinopteri; Gadiformes; Gadidae
Product: gelsolin-like
Exons: 19
Coding region: 149-2338 (729 amino acids)
Biological process (GO): actin polymerization or depolymerization; barbed-end actin filament capping; actin filament severing
Cellular component (GO): actin cytoskeleton; cytoplasm
Molecular function (GO): phosphatidylinositol-4,5-bisphosphate binding; actin filament binding
Source: RefSeq, a predicted model, not a curated record